Molecule: messenger RNA, 4842 nt
Organism: Lineus longissimus
Lineage: Eukaryota; Metazoa; Nemertea; Pilidiophora; Heteronemertea; Lineidae
Exons: 64
Coding region: 67-4785 (1572 amino acids)
Molecular function (GO): calcium ion binding
Source: RefSeq, a predicted model, not a curated record
UCUAUUUCGAUUUACUUAUUCAACUUGGGACAUACAAUCAGAUAAGAGUAUAAUUACAAAAGCCAAAUGGUGGCAUCAUCACCCAGCGGGCUGCCUGUCCUCCUUUUUGUUUUGGCCUUGGCGGUGGCCCACCUUAAAGUAGAGGCACAUAAUGGAGACGGCGAUUAUGAUGACGGAUAUUCUGGUGAUUCAUGGGGUAGCAGCAGCAGUUACGAGUCGGGCCACGGAGGCAGUGGCGACACCAGCCACGAGUCCAGUUAUGGAUCAAGUUACGAGUCCGGCCAUGGCAGUAGCAGUGACACCAGCCAUGGUUACGGUUCUGAAUCCGGCCACGGAGGCAGCGGGGAUACAAGCCAUGGGUCCGAAUAUGAGUUCGGCCACGGAGGCAGCGAUGAUACAAGCCACGAGUCUGAAUACGAGUUCGGCCACGGAGGCAGCGAUGAUACAAGCCAUGGAUCCGAAUACGAGUUUGGCCAUGGGGGAAGCGAGGACACUAGUCACAGUGUUGUAAUUAUUGUGAAAUUGGGCGAGCACUACCUUCUGUCGCAGUUCAAAGGAAAAUGUCCAUCUGGUACAACCUACCUGCAAGAUGACGGGGAGUACAGCGAACCUGAGUGUAACGUGACCAGCACGAAGCUUUUUAUCCAGUGGUUAUUUGCCAAUGCUAAACAAUACGGACUUUCUUGGAGCUAUUCAGGCUCGAUAACCUUCUAUAUGGGUGAAACCUUCCCCCUGACACUGUUCAGGGGCGCUUGUCCAUCAGGGACGGUUACGAAGGGAUCGAUGUGUUCGAUCACGAAUAUACAGCUGUUCAACCAGUGGGUGAAGUUGUAUGGUACUACCUUCGGAAUUACAAUGACGGGCUUCACAUACCCACCCCCAACCCAGACUAUUGUCGAGGUGAAAAUGGGUAACAGUUAUAGCAUCAGUAUGUUCAAGGGAACAUGCCCUUCAGGGACGAAGACAUCGGGGAAGAUGUGCACUGUAACAAACGUGCAACUUUUUCUAAAUUGGGUCAAGAUCAACGCUAUGAAAUUUGGCAUUUCAUGGUCUUAUUCUUCCAGCGUAACAGUUAGCUUCAAGCUUGGAAUGACAUUCCCACUGAUCCUAUUCAAGGGUGUCUGUCCAAAGGGAUCAGUGAUUGACGGCUCCAUGUGUAAAGUCACCAGCGUCAAUUUGUUUUUGACCUGGGUUCAAAACACUGGGCCAAAAAUUGGAAUCACGUUAAGCAUGUUAAAUGCUGUGGACCUUUGUACGGACACCAAGACUCCAUGUAAAGGUACUGCCAAAUGUGUUCCUAAGACUGGGAGUUACGAGUGCAAGUGUGAAACGAACUACGAAUAUGAUAAGAGCUCAGGAUGCAAAGUGAUUGACCUGUGUGUGACCAAGAAACCAUGUAAGGGUGAUGCCACGUGUAAACCUAAACAAGGAGGUUAUGAUUGCAACUGUAAGAAAGACUUUGAAUAUAAGAUUGAUUCCGGAUGCCAAAUGAUCAACCACUGUACGACCAAAAAGCCGUGUAAGGGAGGGGCCACCUGUGCUGCUAAGAAGGGUGGUUAUGACUGCACUUGUAAAAAGAACUACGAGUAUGAUGCAGGCACUGGAUGUAAAAUGAUCGAUCUGUGUCAGACAAAACCCUGUUCUGGAGAUGCCACCUGCACACCUAAAGUUGGGAGCUACGAGUGCAAAUGUAAGAAGGACUACGAAUACAUUAAAGGCACCGGGUGCAAAAUGAUUGACCUCUGCAAAACCACCAAGCCAUGUAAGGGAGAUGCUGUAUGUCUUCCUAAGGUUGGAGGUUACACGUGUCAGUGUAAGAAGGAUUAUGAAUACAUAAAAGCAACCGGAUGCAAAAUGAUCGACCUGUGCAAGACGACGAAACCCUGCAAAGGAGAUGCCACAUGUGUUCCUAAACCCGGAGCAUUCACCUGCACAUGCAAGAAGGAUUAUGAAUACAAGGGCACUGGCUGUAAAAUGAUUGACCUCUGUAAGACCACGAAACCCUGCAAGGGGGGUGCCACAUGUACUCCUAAAGCUGGAGGCUUCACCUGCUCAUGCAAGAAGGACUAUGAAUAUGUUAAAGGCACCGGAUGCAAAAUGAUUGACCUCUGUAAGACCACGAAACCCUGCAAGGGUGGCGCCACAUGUACUCCUAAAGCUGGAGGCUUCACCUGCUCAUGCAAGAAGGACUAUGAAUAUGUUAAAGGCACCGGAUGCAAAAUGAUUGACCUCUGUAAGACCACGAAACCCUGCAAGGGUGGCGCCACAUGUACUCCUAAAGCUGGAGGCUUCACCUGCUCAUGCAAGAAGGACUACGAAUAUGUUAAAGGCACCGGAUGCAAAAUGAUUGACCUCUGUAAGACGAAGAAACCCUGCAAGGGAGAUGCCACGUGUACUCCUAAAGCUGGAGGCUUCACCUGCUCAUGCAAGAAGGACUAUGAAUAUGUUAAAGGCACCGGAUGCAAAAUGAUUGACCUCUGUAAGACCACGAAACCCUGCAAGGGUGGCGCCACAUGUACUCCUAAAGCUGGAGGCUUCACCUGCUCAUGCAAGAAGGACUAUGAAUAUGUUAAAGGCACCGGAUGCAAAAUGAUUGACCUCUGUAAGACGAAGAAACCCUGCAAGGGUGGCGCCACAUGUACUCCUAAAGCUGGAGGCUUCACCUGCUCAUGCAAGAAGGACUAUGAAUAUGUUAAAGGCACCGGAUGCAAAAUGAUUGACCUCUGUAAGACGACGAAACCAUGCAAGGGUGGCGCCACAUGUACUCCUAAAGCUGGAGGCUUCACCUGCUCAUGCAAGAAGGACUAUGAAUAUGUUAAAGGCACCGGAUGCAAAAUGAUUGACCUCUGUAAGACCACGAAACCCUGCCAGGGUGGCGCCACAUGUACUCCUAAAGCUGGAGGCUUCACCUGCUCAUGCAAGAAGGACUAUGAAUAUGUUAAAGGCACCGGAUGCAAAAUGAUUGACCUCUGUAAGACGACGAAACCCUGCAAGGGUGGCGCCACAUGUACUCCUAAAGCUGGAGGCUUCACCUGCUCAUGCAAGAAGGACUAUGAAUAUGUUAAAGGCACCGGAUGCAAAAUGAUUGACCUCUGUAAGACCACGAAACCCUGCAAGGGAGAUGCCACGUGUGCACCAAAGGCUGGUGGGUAUGAUUGCAAAUGUAACAAAGGCUUUGAAUAUGAUAAAGCCACUGGUUGUAAAGGCGUCAUAACCCAAUCAGAAAUCAAGCCAGGAGGCUCAAUAUCCAUCUCAAUAUUCAAUGGGAAGUGUCCACAAGGAACUGAGCUGGUCGGAAACAACUGUGUCAUAAAACAGUUCAACCUGUUCAUCAUUUGGUUGCAAAAGAAUGCUGUGAAAUUAAACAUUGACAUAACGCAAGUAACGUUCCCAUCCGUCAUCAUCACUCAAAACGAAUUGAAACAAGGGGGUACAUUUUCGGUCACGUUGUUCAAUGGUGUAUGUCCAGUGGGAACCAUCAAGGAAGGAAACACCUGUCUCAUCAAGCAGUUCAACCUAUUCAUAAGUUGGUUUAGAGUAAAUGCUGCGACUUAUAACAUCGACAUCUCAAAACUAAACAUUCCUUGGGUCACGUUGGAUACAACUCAAUUCAAGCCAGAUGGUAGUUAUUCCAUCUACUUCUUCAAGGGUGUUUGCCCGAAGGGCACUGAGAAAAAGGGAAACAACUGUGUCAUCAACAAGUUCAUGAUGUUCGUCACAUGGCUGAAAGCAAAUGCUGCCAAAUACUUCAUAAAAAUCACCAAUCUUAGCUUCCCAACUGAAGGGAAAGAGGAGGGUCACACGUCUGGCGACUAUGACUAUGAGGAAGGUCACACGUGGGGCGACGAGCAUGGAUCAGACUAUGAGGAGGGCCACACAUCUGGCGACGAGCAUGGAUCAGACUAUGAGGAGGGCCACACAUCUGGCGACGAGCAUGGAUCAGACUAUGAGGAGGGCCACACAUCUGGGGACAGCCACGGAUCGGGAGGGUAUGAGGAAGGACACACAUCUGGGGACAGCCACGGAUCGGGAGGGUUUGAGGAAGGACACACAGCAGGGGACAGCCACGGCUCAGAAGGAUAUGAAGUAGGUCAUACGUCUGGGGACAGCCACGGAUCGGGAGGGUAUGAGGAAGGACACACAGCAGGGGACAGCCACGGAUCAGACGGAUAUGAAGUAGGUCAUACGUCUGGGGACAGCCACGGAUCGGGAGGGUAUGAAGUAGGACACACAUCUGGAGACAGCCACGAAUCGGGUGGUGGAUCUUCAGGGUUUGAAGAAGGACACAUAUCCGGGGACAACCACGGAUCAGGACAAACCUCUUCGACCAGUACCAGCACUUCUACCAUGCAAUUCUCAUCUGGGCAAACCUUCCCUCUGACAAUGUUUGGAGCGUAUGGUAAAUGUCCUUCAGGAACAGCGGCCAGUGGAACCAACUGCAAAGUGACCAGCGCCAGUCUAUUCAUAACUUGGUUGAAGACGAAUGCAGCCAAAUAUGGAAUCAGCUGGACUGCCACUACCUCCACCCAGCCGAUGCAAACCAUGCAAUCCGCCUCCGGGCAAACCUUCCCUCUGACAAUGUUUGGAGCGUAUGGUAAAUGUCCUUCAGGAACAACGGCUAAAGGAACCAACUGCAAAGUGUCCGACUUUAAACUGUUCACGGCUUGGUUGAAGACGAACGCGGCCAAGUAUGGAAUCAGUUGGUCGUCAUCCACUCGGUCUUACACCACGCCCAUGCGAACAAGCAGCAGUUAUUCCAGAACAAGCUAUUCGUCCACUGGGUGAUCGUGAGUUGGUUACUAAAGAAGCGUAGACCAGGAACGUCGUGAUAUUUCUCGAUUC